Messenger RNA from Saccharomyces paradoxus, 495 nucleotides. RefSeq names its product Rgi2p (gene RGI2). The record is from RefSeq and is a predicted model, not a curated record. The transcript has a single exon. Gene Ontology annotation, biological process: energy reserve metabolic process. Bases 1 to 495 code for a protein of 164 amino acids. Lineage: Eukaryota; Fungi; Ascomycota; Saccharomycetes; Saccharomycetales; Saccharomycetaceae.
AUGACUAAGAAGGACAAGAAAGCAAAGGGUCCUAAGAUGUCCACCGUUACUACCAAAAGUGGUGAAUCUUUAAAGGUUUUUGAGGAUUUGCAUGAUUUUGAAACGUAUUUGAAGGGCGAGACGGAAGACCAGGAGUUCGACCAUGUUCACUGCCAAUUGAAGUACUAUCCGCCAUUUGUAUUGCAUGAUGCGCAUGACGAUCCGGAAAAGAUCAAAGAGACUGCGAACUCUCAUUCUAAAAAGUUUGUUCGCCAUUUACACCAGCAUGUUGAGAAGCACCUGUUAAAGGACAUUAAAACCGCCAUCAACAAGCCGGAAUUGAAAUUCCAUGAUAAGAAAAAGCAGGAGUCAUUCGAUAAGAUUGUUUGGAAUUAUGGUGAAGAAACAGAGUUGAACGCCAAGAAAUUCAAGGUGUCUGUUGAAGUCGUAUGUAACCACGAUGGUGCAAUGGUAGAUGUCGAUUACAAGACAGAACCCUUGCAGCCACUCAUUUAA